AUGAUAAACCAAAUCAACCCGAGCCUUCCUCUAUUACUCGAGAAGAAAUCAGUUGAGCUUGUUAAACCUUCAAAACACACUCCUUCUGGAAAUCUCUUCCUUUCUAGCUUAGACAACAACCCUCUCGACGAAAUUAGGCAUGCAAUCGUUUACGUUUUCGAAGCAAAUGAAAAGAAUCAGAAUGAUCCGGUCUCUUUGCUAAGGAAGGCUUUGUCUGAACUUCUUGUGUAUUACUAUCCACUUUCAGGCAGGCUAGUGAGACGGAAAAGUGAUCGAAGGUUUCAGCUGGUUUGUAAUAGUGAGGGAGUCCAUUUUGUGGUCGCUGAAGCAGCUCCUGAUCUUCGCUCUCUAAACUAUAUAGAAAACUUUGUUGAUGAAGUUGCAUUAAAGCUUGUGCCUGAGUUCGAGCCUAACUACGAAAAUGAGAUGGCUUGUCAUCCUCUCGCUAUGCAGGUGUAG
Molecule: messenger RNA, 459 nt
Organism: Microthlaspi erraticum
Lineage: Eukaryota; Viridiplantae; Streptophyta; Magnoliopsida; Brassicales; Brassicaceae
Source: the annotation of a GenBank genome assembly